UUCUCCUCUCCAUUCACUCGCUCGCUCGCUCCACUCUCUGUUUACUUUCACUCUUCAUUCCAAACCACAGCACGACAGUCACUCAAUAAACAAUUUUUGCGAUGAGGGAUAAAACCUGCUCCAAAACUUAAUUAUAAAUUGGUAACCCUUACUUCUUGUUUUUUUGUUGUUGUGGAAUGAAGAAGGGACUGGUGGUGUGUGUGAGCUUCCUGGGGACGGAAAUCGAAGAAGAUAAGAAGAGCAAAAUUAUUGUACAAGGAUGAGACGACCCAACUUGUUGUUGGGGAAGAAGGGGGGAAGAUGGGUGGGGAUGUUGCUAUUGACGUUACUACACCUCUCGUACUGUGACGAUCAAACGGUUAACAAUAACUCGUCGAUAGCGGUCAACUCGUCUGGGCAAAAUUUGGUAAACAAUUCAAUUCCUCAACAUUUAAUUGGUCAAGGUGACACAUCGUUGGACUCUAGUAUUGGGGUAUCACAAGCGUCACCAUCAUCAUUGGCUCCGUUGGCUACAUCCCCACAACCUCCAGCUACAGUCAAUGUAGAUUCACUGGCGGAGCAGGAACAUAGCAGUUCUAUGGCCAUUUUCUUUGUACUCUGUGUCUUAGGCGUAUGCAUCCUUUCGAUUCAUGUAAUGAUUCAAACAAAUUUGCAAUACCUUCCAGAAAGUAUUGUUGUGAUAUUUCUUGGUGCGCUUAUUGGACUAUUUUUGAAAUUGCUUUCCGAGGCUAAUGCUGACUUUGGGAAUUGGCAGAAAGAGGAAGCCCUUUCUCCCACUGCUUUUUUCUUGGUGCUCUUGCCCCCCAUUAUUUUUGAGUCGGGUUAUAAUUUGCAUAAGGGAAAUUUUUUCCAAAAUAUUGGGAGCAUCAGUGUCUUUGCAGUAAUUGGGACUGUUAUAAAUGCAUUAGUUUUUGGUGGAGGAGUGUACCUUUUAGGAGUGGCGGAUAUUGUUUACAAGCUAAACUUUGUGGAGAGUUUCGCCUUUGGUUCCCUCAUAAGUGCGGUGGAUCCUGUAGCCACACUUGCAAUUUUUACAGCGUUGGACGUAGACCCAGUAUUGAAAAUGUUGGUGUUUGGAGAAAGCAUUUUAAAUGACGCAGUCGCUAUUGUGCUCACCUCGACUGUUCUUCAACUGAACACUGAUGCAUCUGCAUCUCUCUUGGAGGGAAUGAAAAAUUUCUGCUUUUUAUUUUUCACUUCUGCCGGAAUUGGAAUUGCAUUUGCCUUGACAAGUGCCUUGUUAUUAAAACACAUUGAUCUGCGAAAAAAUCCGUCCCUAGAAUUUGGAAUGAUGUUAAUAUUCACUUAUGGGCCUUACACUUUGGCAGAAGGGGUUCAUUUAUCUGGGAUUAUGGCGAUUCUGUUUUGUGGGGUCGGAAUGUCUCACUAUACACAUUUUAAUCUCUCUCCAGUUACACAAAUAACAAUUCAACAAACUAUGCGAACUUUAGCUUUUAUCGCUGAAACUUGCGUGUUUGCAUAUUUGGGACUGGCAAUAUUCAGCUUUCACCACCGGAUAGAGAUUGCUCUUGUAAUAUGGAGCAUAAUUUUAUGCUUGCUGGGCAGAGCAUUAAAUAUAUUUCCCCUUGGGAAUCUGGUCAACAAAUUCCGGACUCACAGAAUUUCUGUAUCUCAGAUGUUUGUAAUGUGGUUUUCUGGACUUAGAGGAGCUAUUGCAUACGCUUUAAGUUUACAUUUGGAGUUUGAAACAGAGACGAGACAAGUGAUUAUCACGACCACGCUAAUUAUUAUAUUGUUUACCACGUUAGUAUUUGGAGGAUUAACGAUGCCAAUUGUGAAAUACGUGCAAGGUGACAGCAGACGAACGCGAAGAAGACGCAACAGUCGAAGAAGAAGUAACGUCAUAUCUCUGAGUAAAACUAAAGAAAUGGGUCAAACGAUUGAUUCAGAGCACUUGUCCGAGCUUACGGAAGAAGAGCUUGAAGGGACUAUUGCCACACAAAAUGCCUUUCUACGAAUUGACGCCAAGUAUUUGAGGCCUUUUUUUACUCGUCGUUUCACACAAGAGGAACUCCGUGAUUGUCAAAGUCAAAUGACAGAUUUAACGAACCGAUGGUACCAAAAUAUUCGAGUCUCACCUUUGAAUAGCGACGAUGAAGAAAUCGAGUUUGCAGUCAAUGGUGAUGUUCAUUGAAGAUUAUAGUAUAUUUUUAUAUGGAAAACUGUGAUUAUUCGCAUUUAAUCAAUCGAUCACCGAGUCAUAAUAUAUUAGUCUCUCCAUCAAAAUAUCAUGUCUAGUCUAAAAGUAUUGCCAUCAAAAUAUAUGUAUACAACUGUUAUACCGAA
Folsomia candida is the source of this 2307-nucleotide messenger RNA. RefSeq names its product sodium/hydrogen exchanger 8 (gene Nhe1). Gene Ontology annotation, cellular component: membrane; Golgi apparatus. Gene Ontology annotation, molecular function: sodium:proton antiporter activity. Lineage: Eukaryota; Metazoa; Arthropoda; Collembola; Entomobryomorpha; Isotomidae. Gene Ontology annotation, biological process: regulation of pH; sodium ion transport; proton transmembrane transport. The record is from RefSeq and is a predicted model, not a curated record. The coding region runs from base 260 to 2155 and encodes 631 amino acids. The transcript has 17 exons.